CUAUCUGUCUUUCUCUCUCUAAACUCAGGAACAGAAACAAAUGGUAGUUUGAGGGAGCUACUUCAGCUAGCGUAUGCGACUUAGCCUAAACAUGGUUCGUGAGCUCAACAACAAGCUUAAGGAUCUUGGAUCGAAGCUCGAUAGCCUUCCUCCUACCAAAGAUGCUCUUAUCAAACUAUUGGAGCAAGCUGCAAAGUGCCUCUUGGAGAUAGGUCAGUCACCGUCAAAGUCCACAUUGAAGUCUAUGCAGCCAUUUUCAAAUGCCAUUGUUAAAGAAGAACUGCUGAAGCAUCAAGAUAAGGAAGUUAAGCUUCUUGUUGCUACUUGUCUCUGUGAGAUAACUCGGAUAACAGCUCCUGAAACACCUUACAGUGACGAUGUUUUGAGGGAUAUUUUUCGUUUGAUAGUCAGUACUUUCAGUGGCCUGAAAGAUUCAAGUGAUCCAUUCUUUGAGAAGAGAGUUGUAAUCUUGGACAUGCUUGCAACAUAUAAGUCUUGUAUCGUGUUGUUGGAUCUUGAUUUUGAUGAACUUGUCAAUGAAAUCUUUAAUUCAUUUUUGGACGUGGCCAGUGAUGAUCAUUCAGACACUGUUCUUUCAUCAAUGCAAACAAUCCUGGCUGUUCUCUUAGAAGAAAGUGGAGAAAUCAGGAAAGAUCUCAUAUUCAUUCUACUAUCAGCUUUGGGACGCGAUAGAAUUGAUGUUACAAAGGCUGCAAGAAGGCUAGCUAUGAAUGUCAUUGAACAAUGUUCUGGGAAACUUGAACCUUAUAUUAAGCAAUUCCUUAUAUCGUCCAUAUCGGGGGAUAACAAGUCAUCGGAUUGUCAAAUUGACUACCAUGAAAUAAUCUAUGAUAUCUAUCAUUGUGCUCCUCAGAUUUUAUCGGGAGUUGUUCCAUAUCUAACAGGAGAGCUAUUGACAGAUCAGUUAGCUACUCGUCUCAAAGCAGUGAGAUUAGUUGGUGAUCUUUUUGCUCUGCCAGGAUUAAAAUCAGAAGCUGAUCAAAUAAUAUCUGUCUUCUGUGACCGGCUCUUGGAUUCUGAUGAAAAUGUCCGCAAGGAAGUUAUUGCUGUCGUUUGUGAUGUUGCAAGUCAUUCAUUGUUCUCUGUUCAAGUGGAAACUGUAAAGCUUGUAGCUGAACGCCUUCAAGACAAAUCGCUGCUUGUUAAGACAUAUACAAUGGAGAGGCUGGCUGACAUCUACAGGAUCUAUAAUACCUUGAGUCAAUCAGAAAAUCCACCUAAAACAGAUGAUUUGGAUUGGAUUCCUGGGAAAAUAUUCCGAUGCUUCUACGAUAAAGACUUCAGAUCUGAUGUGAUCGAAUCCAUUCUUUUCCAUUCUCUUUUCCCAACUGAAUUCACGGCCAAAGAGAGGGUAAAAACUUGGGUGAGGAUUUUCAGGACAUUUGAUAAUGUUGAAGAGAAGGCUCUUGAAAAGAUACUGGAGCAGAAACAGAGAUUACAACAAGAGAUGCAUAGAUAUCUUUCUCUGAGGCAAGCAAACCAGGAAAACGAUCCUGAGUUGCAAAAGAAGAAAAUAUCCUGCUUCCGGGUUAUGUCUCGCUUUUUCAUUGAUCCUGCUGAAGCAGAGGAGAACUUUCAAAUUCUUGACGAGUUAACAGAUGUUAAAAUUUGGAAGAUUUUGAUGACUUCUCUUGAUUCAAACAGUAGUGCUGCUCAGUCACGUAAUUAUCAUGAUGAUUUGCUUAACACCCUUGGGGAAAAACAUCGUCUCCACGGAUUCCUGGGCUUUUUGUCUGUGAAAUGUUCAUACACAUUUUUUGACAAGGAGUAUGUAAAAGAAAUCCUUCUGGAAAUUAGUUUACAAAAGACAGCUGGGAAUGCACCACUAAUCGCGUCUUGCAUGAAUAUUCUUGUGCUUCUUGCUCGAUUUGCCCCUCAACUGCUUAAUGGAAUUGAAGAUAAACUAUUACAGCUUCUUGAGGAUGAUAAUGAAAUAAUUAAAGAAGGUGUCUUGCAUAUUCUAGCAAAGGCUGGUGGAACCAUUAGAGAACAAUUGGGAGUGUCAUCGAGUUCAUUAGACCUUAUACUAGAAAGGAUUUGUUUAGAAGGUAGUCGUUGUCAAGCCAAGUAUGCUGUGCAUGCACUUGCCGCAGUAACAAAGGAUGAUGGGCUAAUGUCUCUCUCUAUUUUGUAUAAGAAGCUUGUAGAUAUGCUUGAAGAAGAAAAGACUAAUUUACCUGCUGUACUUCAGUCAUUGGGUUGCAUAGCACAGGCUGCCAUGUCAGUCUUUGAAACAAGAGAGAAUGAAAUUGAUGUUUUUAUAAAGAAAGACAUCCUUCAGUCUAGUGGUAUAGAGGGAGAUAAACUAAAAGAUCACUGGGAUGACAGAAGUGAAGUUUGUUCUCUGAAGAUUUUUGGCUUGAAAGCACUGGUUAAGAGCUACAUGCCUGUCAAAGAUGCUCACCUUCGUCAUGGGAUUGAUGGGUUAUUUGAAAUACUUAGAAACAUGCUCCUUUAUGGAGAUAUGUCGUCAGACAUUAUAUCAAGUCCUGUUGAUAAGGCUCAUUUGAGACUUGCUGCGGCCAAGGCAAUUCUCAGGUUAUCAAGACAUUGGGAUCAUAAAGUUCCAAUAGACUUGUUUUACUUAACCUUGAGAACAGUGGAGGAGAUCAGUUAUCUCCAAGGAAAGAGGCAACUCCUAAACAAAGUCCACCAGUAUAUCAAAGAAAAGCUCUUGGACCCGAAAUAUGCUUGUGUUUUUUUAUAUGACAUGACUGGAAGCCAGGGGUCAGAUUUUGAAGAGGAUAAACGUGAACUGAAUGAUAUUAUUCAAAUGUGUCAACAAGGAAAAACACAACAACAUUCUUUGCAGUCUGAUCCCAAUUCUCAAGUCAUUUUCCCAGCAUCCAUACUUCCUUACCUCAUCCAUGCUUUGGCUCACCAUAUUUCAUGUCCAAGGGUGGAUGAGUGCAGGGACGUCAAAGAAUUGGAACAGAUAUAUAGGCAAUUGCAUUUAUUUCUUUCUAUGAUCUUGCAAUGCAAUGAAGACGACAAGUCAGAAGCAAUCAUUAUCAAGAAAAAAGAGACCACAUCAGCCGUAGUUUCUGUAUUUCAAUGCAUCAAGAACUCAGAAGAUGCUGUUGUCCCUGAGUUGUCUAAGAAUUCCCAUGCACUUUGUGAACUUGGCCUAUGUGUCAUCAAGCGGAUAUCUCAAAUUGAAGAUGGUGUUAGUGGAUCAAGUGCAUUGGUGCCCCUCCCUCAAAUGCUGUACAGACCUCUUGAGACAAAAGGAGAUCCUCUGGCCAAUGAAGAUUUGAGUUGGAUCUCUGAGGAGAAUGCCUUGAUGUACUUUGAGUCAAUUAAACUGGCAGUUAAUGGGAUGGUUCAAUCAGAAAUGGUGGUUGGUGAAGAUGAAGUAAUGAAAGACAGUGAGGCAGAAGGAUACGAAGUGCCAUUAGGGAAAAUGUUAAAACGUCUUAAAUCUAAGGGUAAUAAGGCAAGAAAAAAAAAGAAGGAUGCGUCUCCAUCAACAGAAGUAACAAAUGAAGAUGAUGUUGAUGUUCUGAAAAUGGUGAGGGAAAUAAACUUGGAUAACUUGGGGAAUUCAAGUAAAUAUGAAUCAACCAAUGGUCAUGAUUAUGAUCCGGCCAAAUUGAAAAGAGCUCAAAAGUUGCGAAAAGGUGAAAAAAGAGUUGUUAGUGAAACAAAUGAUACUCCAACAGCCAAACACCGGAGAUCAUCUGGUCAGGGUUCUAAUAUGGAAUUGGACAAGUCUCCUUUAGAAGAAGACAAGGUGGGACCCACAAAGUUAAAUUUUGUUGCAUUUUCCAAUGGGAAGAAGGGUUCAGACACCUUGAUGAGAUUUAAAGGCAAAGGUUCAAACAAGCAACAUAACCUCAAGAUGAAUGUUGAAGAUGUAGAGGAGUCUAUGGAUAUUGUCAGUGACGACAUUAAGAAAGCAAUAGAUGAUGCUAAAUCCGCAAAACCAUCUUCUGAGAACCGAAAAAGGAAUAGCAAGACAGGACUUUCUAAGUGCACUUCCAAAGAUGGUGGAAUCGAGACAAUGGACUUGAUUGAUUGCAGGAUAAAAGUUUGGUGGCCGAUGGAUAAGAAGUUUUAUCAUGGGGUGAUCAAGUCUUAUGAUGAUGAAAAGAAGAAGCAUGUGGUUCUAUAUGAUGAUGGAGAUGUGGAAGUACUCCAACUUGAUAAGGAGUGUUGGGAGCUUGUUGAAAAUGUUGAUGAACUGACAAAGCAGUCAAAAUUAAUAAAGACCACCUCUCCAAAAACAUCGACAUUGUCUGAUCAUCAAAAGAAGAAGAAGAAGCCAGUGACUAGUUUAAAGCAAAAUAGAAGUCCAGUCCAUCAUAUAUUAACUGUGCUCACCAAAGUAAGAGGGAAAAGGUCCCCAAGCGAAAGUCCAGACUUCACCAGAUACAUUCUUAAACCCGCUGCUGGUGGAGGACACGACCUCGUCCCUAAACUGAAGGUGGUACAUGUUUCCGAAAGUGACAAUGAAGAGUUGGAGACUUCAAAGUCAGAAAGUAGUCAUCAUUCUCAGGAACUAAAUGGAAAGAGGUCUCCUAUAGACGAGGAGAAAAAAGAAUCUGAAGAGGACGCAAACGAGGACAAAAGGCCCGGUUUCAUUACACAGAUUAAGACUGAUGAAAAUUCAGAGCUCCCAGACAAUGAGCCUCUUGGUGCAUGGAGGCGCCGCACAGGAAAAACUGCUGGAGGAAGAUGAAGGAAUGAAAAGAAGUGAAGAAACAAAUAAGGAAGGUCUGUGAUUAAUUUAUUUAAUUGAUUGCUGCAAACUUUAGGGCAAGUGAGGUUUAGUUGAUAACUUAUAAGAAGGUGCAUAAGCUUUAGGGUUAGGACUAUACAUUUAUUGGGAAAACCUCACUUGUGUAGUAGUUCUAUAAGUUAACCCUAGUUUCUUGAGAACAUUUUAUAAAUACAAAAGGCGAAAAGAUGUCCAAGUGUAAGUCAAAUAAGUAUUCUAUCAAAGUUUCAGGACCUUUUUUUUUUCUUUUCUGUAUAGUUGUUAUAAAUUAUUCAAAUGGGUUAGUACCUGGCUUAGGUUUAUCUUUGUAUUGACUGUCAUGUGUGUUACAUUAUUUGGAUUUAAAUCCCUAACUUUAUAAGGAUAAUUGUUAUUGACU
Impatiens glandulifera is the source of this 5120-nucleotide messenger RNA. Its product is annotated as sister chromatid cohesion protein PDS5 homolog A-like. Gene Ontology annotation, biological process: mitotic sister chromatid cohesion; DNA repair. Gene Ontology annotation, cellular component: chromatin; nucleus. Lineage: Eukaryota; Viridiplantae; Streptophyta; Magnoliopsida; Ericales; Balsaminaceae. The coding region runs from base 74 to 4702 and encodes 1542 amino acids. The transcript has 33 exons. The record is from RefSeq and is a predicted model, not a curated record.